CGUGAUUUGCUGUGUGUGAUGUGAUGACCAUCCUCAUCCCAUCCAACUCCUCCUUAGCAUCGAAUAAGCAUCCUCCCUCUCUAUCAAAACAGGAUCUUCCAACUAGCGGUCUCCAAGUUGUUGCGUUGCCAGUUGCCACGCAGAACCAGCCUCCUUGCCUCUCUGCCUCUCUAGAUACUACCAAUGCUCAGAUGCUCCAGUAUCAAACCACGACAGGCAGACAAACGUUGGGCUUCCACCUCUGCUACGACAAACCCCCUGUUGUAAAACGAUUCAUCUUCUAUUUUCCCUUCGAAUCAGGUCCCGGCAAUCGUUGCACUCUCAAACAAUCCUCUUCCCCAGCCUCUCUUUUCACUCGAUCACCCUCGUCAAUCACUCCAACCCCUGUCCGCCUAUUUGUUACUGUAAUUAAUCUUCAGACUUCAGCCGUCCCUCGUUCAGCGCCACGGCCCCAGCUUCGGGCCAGGAUGGGAAAGGUGCGGCUGGGUGGCUGCGUCCCUAGAGACGGGAAAGAAUCAUUCGAGUGAGCCUCAUUUAUUUGACUAAUAAAACAAGUCAGACCAUGAGGGCGAGGCUCAUGAUGAGGCUGCAUUUGUUGACACCGUCAGCGCUUCUCAUAACUUCUCAAGUUGCCCAAGUCGCUUCGUAAAGAGUUCAAGAUACACGAUAUUACCUGAGCAAUCUUAUCAAAAAGAUCACCAGAGUCCCAGUCCGACCUCCACUCGGAUCCAUAGGCACUCAUUUCGCUCUUGUGAGUGGAUUGUAGGGCUGAAUCACUCACUCACUCACUCACUAUGAGUGUCGGAAUUGUCUUCAAACUAUUAUGAAACACUCUCAUUCCUAAGGAAUAGCCUAAUUACGGUACCUUAUUCUCUAUACAAAGACAGCGACAUACCAUUAUCCACAGGUUUCAGAUAAAUUACCAGUUCCAAGCAUAAUAGUGCUUUAGAAGCUUCUUGGUCGAAUCUAGCGUCCAGACCAAACCUUGACCUCAACACCACCUAAUACGGAUAGAUUUAACAUGUUCCAGAAAAUCAUACUUACCGCGGCUCAACUUUACUCGUGUCUAGCUUUCCGUCUUUUCAAGCAUACUCCGUAACCCGACUCGGAACAUUGACUUUUGCCGCUCAUGUUGGGCCCAUUCGCAUCUCCAGCCUCCUCCAUCAUCACACUAAGAAAACAUUGCCCCAUUUGCUUAAUUGGCGCCCCUUAUAUCCUCUCCAACCACCUCUCUACCUUCCAUUAUGGUUUAGGGUUAUCCUGAUCUUCCUGUCCUAUUUCACCACGACAUCCAGUUGUCAAGAUGAGGCGAACUAGGCUUUACCAAGCAUGACAUGAAUCAUAAGAUCUCGCAAACCCUCUGUGGAUCCCCCGAACAAAGACCCUUUCACUCAUGCGAGACACAUCGAAAAGGCAUAGGACACCCCUAAAGUUUAGAUCCAGGACAAUUUUCAAUUUUCUAUAUCGUUUGACUUGCAACAAAUGUUCUCAACAACAAAACUGUUUCAGGCUUACCGCCAAAGUUCACAAAGUCUUCAAAGGCUUUCAUGAGGCACUACUUACUCCUUGAUUCUGCAGCGAGCCAAAGCAAACUGUCAACAAAAGCCCAGAGAGAAAAAGUACCCCUUUUCGUGGCUCGGUACAAUUACUAUUGCUGCGAUCCCGUGUGUUGAGGUUAGUUGGUAACCACGACAUCCUGCUUUCAGCAUGGCAAGACCACAGGGAAAGACCCCUUCGUCCUAUCGGUGUUAUUAACCCCUGUGGAAGUUGAUGACAGCAUCACCUGUGACACCGUCCUCGAUGCAUGCAGCCAACCGAGUCGUCUGAGGCCAGUCGUAUCACACGCAGACGACCCGUAUAGCACUCUGCUUCCGGUGGCUUGUAAGAGGAUGACUUCGUCAUGUAAUCUGCAACCAUGUAUUCUUAGUCCUUCCACUCGGUUUCUUUGAAUUCAUUUGAUUAGCAAUUCGUAUAUGAGUAUCCAGGCAAGCUCAAAGUCUGAAUUAUUAUAGAGACCAAGACGAUAAAGCUUGUCUACCUCGAAAGAGGGAGGGAGUGUCGGUUCAUCGUUCAGUUUAGCUUUCCACACUUUCACUUGAGUCUCCCGGAUAUCUUUUCUCUGCACGACUAUUUCAUGUACAGAGUGAGUGGUCUCGCUAAUCGGGCAAGCUUGAUCGGAACGGAUAUCAGUAAACCCAGCUCGAUCUUAUCUCAUGAGACGAAAACACAGAACUGUUCAUUGCUAUGGCAAUAUCAAUCGGUACGCAAUCUCAUUUUGAUUCACUUCUUUCCUCGAAUGCACACCCUCCCGGCCUAUCCCUCUCGAACUCCAGGCAAAAAGGUAGGUAUAAAACGGUCCAAGAACGAACAUAUGGGGGGAAAUCGUCAUCCAAUAGCCAAAGUCCAACAAUCAACUUCUUCGACCAUCCGUCACUACAGCCGGCGCAGGCUGAGCAGGAUACUCAGGCGGCAUGUUCCCGGCUUCGAGAUCCCGCAGUUCCAGGGGAUCCUGCGUCUCCUUUUUGCCAUCGUAUGGAGGCGGUGCCUGUCCCAGUUCAUUGAGCCCUUCUUCAGACCUGGUACCAUUCCAUGGCGAUCGGCGAUGUCCCGUUCUUCUUCCACCGCGGAGGCCGCUAUAUACAGGAGCUCCGGCAGUCUGGCCGGGCCAUUGGUUCCCACGACGGCGUCGACGUCGUCUCACUUGGAUAAUGGUGGCGGUUAGACCGAGAACUAAGAUGACAAAGAGAGGAAUGAGAACCCAGGCAAAGGGCUGUGCACCAAAUGAGAAACCGGUGUUGUCGUCGGUGUUGUCGUCGGUGUUGUCGUUUGUUGCCAUCACAAUAGCAGAUGUAUCUUUACAGCGUCUAAGUAAGGUACUCGAUCAAAUGAUAUUGAUAUGUGUUGACUGGACUAUAUUAUCGGAUGUCUCAGACAAGAUCUGUAUGUGAUCGAAUCUCAAAUGGAUAUGUAUAUAAAGGACUUUUUAUUCUUGUUAUUUAGUUUGUGAGACGUCAGG
Molecule: messenger RNA, 3016 nt
Organism: Fusarium verticillioides 7600
Lineage: Eukaryota; Fungi; Ascomycota; Sordariomycetes; Hypocreales; Nectriaceae
Exons: 2
Coding region: 2135-2722 (195 amino acids)
Source: RefSeq, a predicted model, not a curated record